Molecule: messenger RNA, 2458 nt
Organism: Jatropha curcas
Lineage: Eukaryota; Viridiplantae; Streptophyta; Magnoliopsida; Malpighiales; Euphorbiaceae
Gene: MEKK1
Product: MAPK/ERK kinase kinase 1
Biological process (GO): MAPK cascade; protein phosphorylation
Cellular component (GO): cytoplasm
Molecular function (GO): MAP kinase kinase kinase activity; ATP binding
Source: RefSeq, a predicted model, not a curated record
CGACGGCGUUUACCAGUCUCUCUCUAGCUUUGUCGUCCUCCUUAGUUUCUCGCUGUCUCUCUGCUUUCAACCAUUACGACUCUUGUAUGGUCAGCCCAUAUCUCAACCAAAUUCACCGCACCGUCUGCUUCCUGAAAAUUUCUCGGAAAAGUGACAGAAAAUAGAUAAAAACAGUUGGGUUUUUCAAAUUGUAGCGUGGCUCUCGUGAUUUUAGUUUUGGAAAUUUAGAUGGAUUUGCGUCUCUAUGCAUCAGUUGCCUCGAUUUUUCAUCCGUAGGAAGAAAGACGGUCCUAUGGACCCUAAGAACCGGCGGAGGCCGAGGUUAGAGCGCCGAAAUGCGGCGAAGCACAUCGAGUACGAUGCGACUUCGUCUUCCUCCUCUAUAGACGACUCUUCUUCGUGUUCUUUGGUUACUAGAUCUCUUGAUUUGUCUGAUCGGACUAGUUUUCGGAUUGACGGAAGGGAUGGCGAGUUUGACCAGAUUUGCCGGAGCUUAGGGUUGUCAGGUCCCGAAGAUUUCGCGAUUCCGGCGGCUGCUUGGGAGGCGAUGAAGGUCCGCUCAGCGUCCGAUCUUCUGCCCCGGUCCAGAUUUCAUGAUAUGGACAGUCCAAGGAUAGUGGAAGAGAAACAGCAUAAUAAUCAUCAGCCGCAGGAGCAGGAACAGGAAGAGAGUGAAUUGUGUGCUAGGGUUUUGGAUAGUGUUAGCAUUAGUAGCGAGACUACUGAAUUAACUCAAGCUGAGCCAGUUGAGCCUGCUAAAUUAAAUGUUCACUGUGGUGCUGCUUCUUGUGCAGUAGGAGGAGGAAUCAAAGGGGUUAGGCCGCCGUUGCUGAAGCCGCCGCCUUCGAUGACACUACCGGUGAUCGAUAACGCAUGUUCGACGUGGGAUAUACUAAGGGAUUUUGCUCCUGAAAACGAUAGAAGGUCUUUGGUGAUGACUCAGGACUUCAGUUCUGAUGACGAGGAAGGACUAGGUGAUUUGGCUGCUAAUAAGAGAGAAGAAAAGGAGAUUUUGUUGAGGAUAGGAGAAACAGCUGUCUUAUCGGAGUCUUGCUCGUUUACUACGUCUAAUGACGAUGAUUCAUCGAGUACCACCACGGAGCCCACCAAUAUUUCUCCUAAUGGAAGAUUUAGAAGGAUUAUUACUUACUGGGAAAAAGGUGAGCUUCUGGGACGUGGUUCGUUCGGAUCGGUGUAUGAAGGAAUCUCUGAUGAUGGAUUCUUUUUUGCUGUCAAAGAGGUUUCGUUGCUUGAUCAAGGAAGUCAAGGCAAGCAAAGUAUUUACCAACUUGAACAGGAAAUUGCUCUUUUAAGUCAGUUUGAACAUGAAAACAUAGUUCAGUAUUACGGCACUGAUACGGAUGAAUCUAAACUAUAUAUCUUUCUUGAGCUUGUAACAAAAGGUUCCCUUAUGAGUCUCUAUCAAAGAUACCAUCUUCGAGAUUCCCAAGUUUCUUCAUACACAAGACAGAUUUUGCAUGGUCUGAAGUACCUUCAUGAUCGCAAUGUUGUUCAUAGGGAUAUCAAAUGUGCAAAUAUAUUGGUGGAUGCAAAUGGAUCUGUGAAACUUGCAGACUUUGGAUUGGCAAAGGCCACCAAAUUGAAUGAUGUAAAAUCUUGCAAGGGGACUGCAUUCUGGAUGGCCCCUGAGGUUGUCAAUAGGAGAAACCAGGGCUAUGGGCUUCCGGCUGAUAUAUGGAGCCUUGGAUGCACUGUUUUGGAGAUGCUAACGCGUCAGAUUCCAUAUUCCCAUUUGGAAUGUAUGCAGGCAUUGUUUAGGAUUGGCAAAGGUGUGCCGCCACCUGUUCCUGAUUCUCUUUCGCAAGAUGCACGAGAUUUUAUUUUGCAAUGUCUACAAGUUAACCCCAAUGAUCGUCCUACUGCUGCUCAGCUCUUAGAUCAUUCAUUUGUGAGGCGGUCACUUUCAACAUCUUCAGGUUCUGCAUCACCUUAUCUUGGCCGACGGUCUUAGAAGCUUUUGCUGAGUUACAACUGUGACAGAUGUUUAGUGUGCAGGAUUGAUUUAUCUUGUUGCAUACGAAAUGUGCGGGGACUUCUUGUUAGACACUGGCAGCAAUUAAUUUUUGAUUGCAUUCAACUCGAAGUCCAUGUGGGUUAACCUCCUGAUCUUAAGUUAUUGAAAUUUGCUAGUCUGGUUUUUGAUUAUUAUUUUGUAAUGUGGGAAAUUGUAGGAGGAAGGCUUCAAUGAGAGCAAUUGUUGUAAGAAUUACAGAACAGAUACCCACGUGUAUAUAUUCUCAUUAUUGUAGCAAAUGCCAGUAUUAAUCCUUUUUUUUUUUUUUUUUUGGUUGUGUAUUCUAUUAUGGCAUAAAUGUAUUUCGAAUUAUUUCUUUCAUGGGAAUGUCCGGCCCCAUUCGGAGGGACAUGUUGAAGCCUUAGUAAGUAUCAAGGAUGAAGCCUUGGAUUUUGCUAAUUGUAUUUUCUAUAUGUUUUUCUA